Molecule: messenger RNA, 1074 nt
Organism: Aspergillus steynii IBT 23096
Lineage: Eukaryota; Fungi; Ascomycota; Eurotiomycetes; Eurotiales; Aspergillaceae
Product: lipase/thioesterase family protein
Exons: 1
Coding region: 1-1074 (357 amino acids)
Molecular function (GO): hydrolase activity
Source: RefSeq, a predicted model, not a curated record
AUGCUGUCCCUUGCCGAAAAGCUAGAUUUCGUGCCCGCCCUGCUCUCCGUCAUCCUGACCGUUGCCUGGGCCAUUGUCUCCGGCCUCUGGCGCUCGUCCGCCCAUCCUCCCACUUUCCUCCUCCAUGUAGGUUACGCUGCAUUUCGCAAGGCGACUGCCCGCUUGUCGGUGGCACAGAUGCAAGCGGUGCUGCCGCCCUCCAACCGCAUCUACGAGCGCUACGUGCGCCGCUCGCGCAUCGCCCCGGACACUGUGACCCUGCCGCACGGCGCUCUGGGCCAUUGGAUCGGGUCGCGCAAGGCUUCCUCUGCCUCCUCCACCGAUGUCAAAGUCUUGGUGUGGUUCCACGGCGGCGGGUUCGCCCUGCCCGCCAAUAUCGGCUACUUCCACUUCUUUGAGCGCCUGAUCGCCGACGCCCAGCGCACCGGGAAGUCCCUGGCCGUCUUCAGCCUCACCUACACGCUGGCGCCCCAGGCCACAUAUCCCACGCAGCUGCGCCAGGCCGUCGAGGCCGUGCGCUACGUGCUGGACCAAGACUACGCACCCGCGCAGAUCCUCCUGGGCGGCGACUCCGCCGGCGGAAACCUCGUCGGCGGCGUGCUGUCUCAUCUGGCGCAUACGCAUCCCGCGAUCGCCCCCGUGUUGCUGCCUAACGACGCCCCUCUAGCCGGGGCCGUCAUGAUUGCCCCCUGGGUCAGCAUGAAUACCGACUAUACGGGCGAGGAGAUCGACUCGCGCGGCGAUCUCAUUACCCCCGCGGUGGCGGGUCCCUGGGCCAGUGCGUAUCUGGGCACCGCGACGCGGGACUUCUAUACCGAUCUGUCGACGGCGCCGACAGAGUGGUAUGCCAAGUUCCCCGUGGAAAAGGUGCUGGUGUGUGCCGGCGGCAGUGAGAUCCUGUUGCCGAUUAUCAAGGAGUUCGUGGAGAAGUUCAGCCAGGGGUUCGAGCGGGUGGAGUUCUGCAUCGGCGAGAGGGAGGGUCAUGUGGCGCCGAUUUAUAAUCUGCAUCUGGGGGAUCAGACGGAGACGGCGCAGGGGAAGAGAGUGAAGAGUUGGUUGAGGGAGGUAUUAUAA